AGCGACAAAACUGAAACUUGGCUUAGACCCAUAGUGUAUUGUUUUGCUAUCAUCAUAAAGCUCUUCGUCCUUUUGACUUCUCCUAGUUGCAGAAUGGGUAGAUCUCUCAAUGUGCUUAUUUUUCUUCUUCAGUUUGGUGUAAAAAUAGAGAUGGUCCAUAUGGGUUUCUUGAAAACUCUUCAUCCACGUGCUAGGAUCCCCAAAAACAUCACAAUCGACGAUAAUAUUCAUUGAAUCCUCGAAGAUUGGGUUCCCUUGGACCUUGUUGAGAAGAUAGUAAAGAACAAUUUCUGCGUCAUUAGGCCUAAACUUGACACCAGGUGGCAACUCCAUAUAUAGCUUCUGCACCAGCACUGAUCUGAUGAUGAAUCUUGUUGUUGUGUCGAUAAUGAGUGCUCAAAAGAUCACUGGACUUGAAACUAACCGAGAUCACUGGUGAGGGCUACGACGCCGAUGAUGCUCGGCCGACGUUUGUUUGGGGCGAUUUAUCGGUUUUUGAAGCAUUUCCGGGACAGUUCCACGGCGUCUCAGUCGGAAGAUGGGUUGGUCAAGGAAGGGAAGUAUGAGAUUGCGAUCAAAAGAGUCAAUGCACGCGACGUGUUUGAUUAUGAUUCCGACUUGUACACCAGGAUGGUUAGGUACCCACUUGAAGUGCUGGCGAUUUUCGGCAUUGUUUUGAUGAACAUGGUGGGACGAAUUAACCCCUUGUUUGAAAAUCACAUUCAAACUCGGAUUUUCAAUCUCAAGAGCUCCACUUCAGUGAGAAAUCUUAACCCAUCUGAUGUUGAGGUUACUACCCAGAUCCUGUUGUUACAAAUAGAGGUAAUUUCAUUUGGGGUGUUGUGAUGAUUAUUGGUUUAAUUUGUGUCACAGUAAUUGUUUUUCUUGAAAUGAAUGUAUUUAGUAG
Quercus lobata is the source of this 907-nucleotide messenger RNA. Its product is annotated as DNA replication licensing factor MCM4-like. The transcript is spliced from 2 exons. NCBI's taxonomy places the organism in Eukaryota, Viridiplantae, Streptophyta, Magnoliopsida, Fagales, Fagaceae. The record is from RefSeq and is a predicted model, not a curated record. The coding region runs from base 454 to 846 and encodes 130 amino acids.